UCUGACAGCCAGCCUGCCCGGGCCAGCGGUCUCUCUGCCCGGCUGAGAGAUUCCAAGAGGGGUCGGUCCGAGACGGAGCGGAGGGAGAGGAAGAAAACAAGGAGCGGAGAGACUAACGGCAACGUGGAGGUGAAGGUAGACGACUAGUUGUUUUUGUUUUGCCUUCAGGACUCGGGGAGCAUGUUUUUUGCAGUGAUUUGACUCAAAGGUGGGAGAGGAUAUAUUUUUUUACUCUUUGUUUUUCGGCUUUGUUUGCGCUGAUUCUGCACAUCAGCCAGCGGAGCAUCGUGAAGGAGCUGCCGCACUCCUGCCGCUCUCCCGCCGCUGCUCUCUCCUCCUUCCAGCGGUGCGUGGAUGCUGGGGGUGUUUUUCCCUGCAAAUUUUUUUUGCAUCAGAUAACACAUCUGGAGGAGGGAAAACACCAGGACAUGCUCAGGCAAUAAAGGAAGGGACGGGAGAAAUGUUUAACAAGUAUAGUGAGGCUUGUUUAUAACGGACACAAGGAGGAGAAGCUGCAGGAGGAGGAGAAGCAGAAAGCUGCAGGUUUGCUGAGCCUGUGGGGAUGAGGACGAGUAUCACAACCAAGCUGUCAGUGUGAUUAAAAGGAGGCGAAGAGGCUCCAAAGCACAGAUUGUCUACCCCGUCCGAGGAGGCUGUGAUGGAGGGUGAAGGCACCAGGGUCUUCACAUUCCGACAGCCAGCCGCAGGAGCAGCAUGAGGAGGAGGAGAUUAGAGGGAGUAAACACAGAGGAGGUGACCCUUAUCAUACCCUAAAGGAGACAAGACAAAGAGCAUGAACUUGUGUUUGUCUGCAGUGCCAAAGAAGAGCCAGGAGACGCCUCCAUGGCCAGAGUAACAUUGCCGUCGUAGCUCCUUCAGGGGCCCUUUUAACCCUACUACAAGCUGCACUGGGGGGCUCAAACGUUCCCCUGACUCCACCAGGAGGCUCUCUCCAACCCAUCUGCCAGCUCAGAUAACCCUCUGACUGUUGGCAACCACAUGUUUGAGGUGACUGUAUGUGACCGCCGCCGCCGCCCAUUCUCGAGCAGCAGCAGCAGCAUCCUGCGACCCCGAUCUGCACCAUGCAGUGGAGACGGCGGCACUGCUGUCCCAUCAAGAUGACCUGGACCGUCAAACGUUCGCUCUUUCGGACACAUGUGGCUGGACUCCUCUCGCUGGCUCUGCUCUUCACCCUCUUCUUGUUUUUCAGCCAUCAAGACUGGCUGCCGGGACGCAGCGGGCCCAGGGAAAACCCGCUGGCCUACACCGUUAGGGGCUUCCGCAGCCCCAAGGGGGAAGCAAACCAGAGCAGCUCCCUGAGGAGCCUGUGGAGAGAUACGGGAUAUGUAGCGCCAAAGCCUCUGCUCAACCUCAGCUCUCAGCAGGCGGAUGGAGCAGCGGGAGAAACAGGAGGGGGAGGUGGAGGAGGAGCAGCCAGGAUGGGAGUAAUGGGGCUUGGGGACACGAUGAGCACCAACAACAGUUUACAGAAGGAGAUGGGAGUAGGAGGGAGGCUUAGUGCACAGCCCUACCGCUACAUCCUAAAUGAGCCCUUCAAGUGCAGGGACAGCACACCUUUCUUAAUCCUCCUCAUCGCUGCAGAGCCGGGCCAGUCUGAUGCCCGCAACGCCAUCCGUCAAACAUGGGGGAACGAAAGCGUAGCAAUGGGGCUGGGGUUUGUCCGCCUUUUUCUUCUCGGCACAGGAAAAAGCUCAGACACCUUUCUCCAGAGCAGCAUCGAGGAAGAGAGCCGUGUUUACCAUGACAUCAUCCAGCAGGACUAUCAAGACACUUACUACAACCUGACCAUCAAAACCCUGAUGGGCAUGAACUGGGUGGCCACUUAUUGCCCACACGCCACCUACGUAAUGAAGACAGACAGCGACAUGUUUGUCAACACCGAGUAUCUCAUCCAAAAGCUGCUGAAGCCUGAGCUACCUCCGAAGCAGAGGUACUUCACAGGCUACCUGAUGAGGGGCUAUGCACCAAAUCGAAACAAGGACAGCAAGUGGUACAUGCCGCCGGAGCUGUACCCGAGCGAGCGCUACCCGAUAUUCUGCUCAGGAACCGGGUACGUGUUCUCAGGGGACAUGGCCGAGCUGAUUUACCAGGCCUCUCUCAGCAUACGCAGGCUACACCUGGAGGACGUUUAUGUCGGGAUCUGCCUGGCUAAGCUGCGAAUCGACCCGGCGCCCCCUCCCAAUGAGUUCCUCUUCAACCACUGGCGGGUGUCUUACUCUAGCUGUAAGUACAGCCACCUCAUCACAUCCCAUCAGUUCCACCCCAAUGAACUUAUCAAGUACUGGAACCACUUGCAGACCAACAAGCACAAUGCCUGUAUCAACCUGGCCAAGGAAAAGAACGGCAGGUACAGACACCGAAAGUUUCACGGAGAGAGGCCUCCUUGAUGCAUCCUGUGACGACCACCCGCCUCAAAAUACAACAUAAAAAAACAAGGGAGCUGGGCGCACUGUAACUACAGCCGGUGGAGGGCAUGUUGAACACAAUAUAUGGGGAAAAGCACAUUGUUUUUGGUAUUGUGUACAGUCAAUGAUCCAAAAUAUUUUUUUUAAUUUGAGAAAAAUGUAAAGUAUUGUAAACCUGUUAAGCUAUUUCUAAAAGGGAUAUCUGGAAACAUGUCUGUACAAUAUGGAGCAUGCACAAACAGUGCUGCUCAGAAAGUAGUGUUUAUGAUUAUUCAGGUGCCAAUAGGGAGGUGAUAAUUUAUUCUACACUUAAUGUGAGGGCUCUCUUUUAAAGGGUAGUACAGUAUGUCGCACUCUACAAGUAUAAAAAAAGACACAAUAUGUGUUUACACAAAGGGAAAUGCACAUGUACUAUGUGGAAAGUUACACUACCUAAAUAUGAAUGAAAGUAUCUUUGACGUCGACCAGUAAUGCUGCCCUGUUUCUCAGUGUUUACUUUACAGAUUUAUCAGAGUAGGACUCUACAGAGAAGGUUUAUGUCAUAUACUGUAUUUUAUUUUUAAAAAAGUCAACAAGAAAGCACUCAGAUUCACGUCAGAGAUGACUGAGAUUGUAUUUUUUAAAGCUUUACAUUGAGUAUGACUGCACUUGAGCAAAUGUGCAAUGAAUCAAUUAACAAUUAAAUGUACUGAAUUCA
Cheilinus undulatus (humphead wrasse) is the source of this 3123-nucleotide messenger RNA. RefSeq names its product UDP-Gal:betaGlcNAc beta 1,3-galactosyltransferase, polypeptide 2 (gene b3galt2). Gene Ontology annotation, cellular component: membrane. The coding region runs from base 1083 to 2408 and encodes 441 amino acids. Lineage: Eukaryota; Metazoa; Chordata; Actinopteri; Labriformes; Labridae. The transcript has 2 exons. The record is from RefSeq and is a predicted model, not a curated record. Gene Ontology annotation, molecular function: N-acetyl-beta-D-glucosaminide beta-(1,3)-galactosyltransferase activity.